UGUGAUUGAACAGGCAAAUCAGCAAGCUGCCAAACAUGUAUAUGAUGAAAAGGUGCAGCCCAGCACACUAAUCCCAAAGCAAGUUGGUAACAUGUACACUGCAUCUCUUUAUGCAGCAUUUGCAUCUCUUCUUCAUAAUAAAAACACUUCAUUGGUGGGUAAAAGAGUAGUUUUGUUUUCAUAUGGAAGUGGCUUAACAGCUACAAUGUUCUCCCUCCGCUUUCAAGAAGGUCAGCAUCCGUUUAACUUGUCAAACAUUGUAACCGUGAUGAAUGUUUCGGACAAGUUGAAGCAGAGACUUGAGAUUCAUCCUGAAGAGUUUGUGGAAACAUUGAAGAUCAUGGAGCACCGUUAUGGGGGUAAGGACUUUGUGACAAGCAAGGACUGCAGCUACUUGCCUCCAGGAACAUUCUAUCUCACCAGUGUUGAUUCUAUGUACAGGAGAUACUAUGCCAAGAAGGACAAGGUGAUUGCAUAGUUUAUAUGUUCAAAUUUAGAGUUAAAAAAUGCAUUUUCUUAUGCUUUACAUGUAUUUGAUCUUUCAUAAGGUUAUUUAUCAAAUUGUUUAUAAGAUGAUGUUUUCAUAUUUAUAUGCAAUUGUUAAUUGUUUAAAAUGAAAAUGUAUUAGAACUUUCUUCUUAUGAGUGCAAAAGAAGUAUAAUGAUGAUUUUAAGGAUUUUCCCUUUUUA
This is a messenger RNA of Vigna umbellata (rice bean), 689 nucleotides long. Lineage: Eukaryota; Viridiplantae; Streptophyta; Magnoliopsida; Fabales; Fabaceae. The record is from RefSeq and is a predicted model, not a curated record.